AAACAGCCACAACUGCCUUCAAAGGUCGGUUUACCACCCAAGUGGAAUCACAGUGGCUGCUGCCCAGAGCACAUAGGAGCCACCAGUGACUCGGUACAAGCAGUUGGGGCUCAGAAAAGAUCUCCCUGGGCAGGAGCUAUGGCAUGGUCACCUCCCUACUGGCUCUGCAUGCUGGGGACCUUGGUAGGGCUCUCAGCUACCCCAGCCCCAAACAGCUGUCCAGACAAACACUACUGGACUGGGGGAGGACUCUGCUGCCAGAUGUGUGAGCCAGGUACAUUCUUUGUGAAAGACUGCGACCAGGACAGAACAGCUGCUCAGUGUGACCCGUGCAUACCAGGCACCUCCUUCUCUCCAGACUACCACACCCGACCCCACUGCGAGAGCUGCAGGCAUUGUAACUCUGGUUUUCUCAUCCGCAACUGCACAGUCACUGCCAAUGCUGAGUGCACCUGUUCCAAGGGCUGGCAGUGCAGGGACCAGGAAUGCACAGAGUGUGACCCUCCUCUAAAUCCAGCACUGACCAGCCAGCUGUCGGGAGCCCCGAGCCCACAGCCGCCAUCCACCCACUUACCUUACGCCACAGAGAUGCCAUCCUGGCCUCUACAUAGGCUGUUUCCAGACUCAACUGUCUAUAGCCACCAGUCAUCCCAGAGACCCCUGUGCAGCUCAGACUGUAUCCGCAUCUUUGUGACCUUCUCCAGCAUGUUUCUUGUCUUCGUCCUGGCUGGAAUCUUGUUCUUCCAUCAAAGAAGAAACCAUGGGCCAAAUGAAGAUAGCCAGGCGGUGCCUGAAGAGCCUUGUCCUUACAGCUGCCCCAGGGAGGAGGAGGGCAGCGCCAUCCCUAUCCAGGAAGACUACCGGAAACCUGAGCCUGCUUCCUACCCUUGAUCCAGUGCUAGGUGGGGCCCUUUCCGCUGAGGCACCAUCCAGAGAGCUCCCCCACCAUGGUCAUCAGAACCCUUUCCUGUGUCUAUGCAAACUGUCCUUCUGAGACCAAUAGGACAAGUGCAGGACCCCGGUGUGUGGUCCAGCAAGCUGGGGGAGACUCAGGCUCUAGCUGUAAAACAUACUUACUCUAAAUGAAGCCUUCUGGCUGGCAAAACUACAUACCAGGGGAGAAAAUGGCCCACCAAGGGUUCCAGAGAGCACAUUGUACUCUUCCAGAGGACCAGAGUUUGACUCCCAGCGCUGACAGAUGGAUCAAACCCAGCUGUAACUCUAAUAUCAGAGGACCUGACACUUUUGACCUCCUCUGACACCUACAAACACACACCACACACACACAUACCAUACACACCACACACACACCACACACACACAUACUAUACACACCACACACACACCACACACACACACAUAC
This is a messenger RNA of Grammomys surdaster, 1363 nucleotides long. It is a transcript of the gene Cd27, whose product is annotated as CD27 molecule. The record is from RefSeq and is a predicted model, not a curated record. The transcript has 6 exons. Gene Ontology annotation, biological process: positive regulation of B cell differentiation; negative regulation of apoptotic process; positive regulation of T cell differentiation. The coding region runs from base 139 to 891 and encodes 250 amino acids. NCBI's taxonomy places the organism in Eukaryota, Metazoa, Chordata, Mammalia, Rodentia, Muridae. Gene Ontology annotation, molecular function: transmembrane signaling receptor activity; protein binding. Gene Ontology annotation, cellular component: external side of plasma membrane.